AAUUGAAGUAAUCGGCCUUCCGUUUGGUUGUUGAGUCACCGCCCUUUCACUUCCUCGACGAGUCCGUCCUGAGAGACUGCUUUGCUUCCUACAAAAAGCCACCACCAACCCAUUCCUAAUACCUUCUUUCUCUUCCCUCAACAACCCCAUUUUCCCCUUCCCUCAAUCUGCCAUGGAGGCUUCGGUUCUCUCUCGCAUAGGCCUUGCGGGUCUCGCUGUCAUGGGUCAAAAUUUGGCCCUCAAUAUCGCCGACAAAGGCUUCCCCAUCUCCGUCUACAACCGCACCACCUCCAAGGUCGACGAAACCCUUCACCGGGCUCAUGAGGAGGGCCAACUUCCGCUUUUCGGUCGCUACUCACCGCGCGACUUUGUCCUGUCCAUCCAACGACCCAGAUCCGUUGUCAUCCUUGUCAAGGCUGGCUCUCCGGUCGAUCAGACCAUCGCUGCUCUCUCUGACCAUAUGGAACCUGGAGACUGCAUCAUUGAUGGUGGAAACGAGUGGUAUGGGAACACCGAGCGACGAAUCCAGGAAGCAGCUAAUAAGGGUAUUCUCUAUCUGGGUAUGGGCGUUUCCGGUGGAGAAGAAGGCGCCAGGAACGGGCCUUCGUUGAUGCCUGGUGGGUCUUAUGAAGGGUAUAGCAACAUUAAGGAUAUACUUGAAAAGGUAGCUGCGCAGGUCGAAGAUGGACCCUGUGUUACUUACAUUGGAGAAGGGGGAUCUGGGAACUUUGUCAAGAUGGUUCACAACGGAAUUGAGUACGGUGAUAUGCAGCUGAUUUCAGAAGCCUACGAUGUACUGAAACACGUUGGGGGAUUGUCAAAUGAGGAGCUGGGUGAUAUUUUUGAAGAAUGGAACAGAGGGGAGCUGGAAAGUUUCUUGAUUGAGAUUACUUCUGACAUUUUCAGGGUUAGGGAUGAGCUUACAGAAGGGGAAUUGGUGGAUAAGAUUUUAGACAAAACAGGCAUGAAGGGUACUGGGAAGUGGACUGUGCAGCAAGCUGCUGAGCUCUCUGUGGCUGCGCCCACCAUAGCAGCUUCAUUGGAUUGUAGAUACUUGAGUGGAUUGAAGGAAGAAAGGGAGAGUGCAUCCUUGGUAUUGAAAGAAGCUGGAUUGAAGGAGGAAGUAGGGUCUGUGUCCCAAGGAAUUGAUAAGAAAAGGUUGAUUGAUGAUGUAAGACAAGCACUUUAUGCAUCCAAGAUAUGCAGUUAUGCUCAAGGAAUGAAUUUGCUGAGAGCUAAGAGUGUUGAGAAGGGGUGGAAUUUGAAUCUGGGGGAGCUGGCGAGGAUUUGGAAAGGUGGGUGCAUUAUAAGGGCUGUGUUUUUGGAUAGGAUCAAGAAAGCUUACCAGAGGAAUCCGAAUUUGGCCAGUUUGGUUGUAGACCCAGAAUUUGCAAGGGAGAUGGUGCAGAGGCAGGCAGCUUGGAGGAGGGUUGUGGGGUUGGCUAUCUCUGCUGGGAUUAGCACCCCUGGAAUGUGCGCCAGUCUUGCCUACUUUGACACCUAUAGGCGUGCAAGGCUCCCAGCUAAUCUUGUGCAGGCUCAGAGGGACUUGUUUGGGGCACAUACUUAUGAGAGGGUUGAUCGUCCUGGGUCAUUUCAUACUGAGUGGACGAAGCUUGCUCGCAAGAGUAAGCCUGGUGUUGGUGUGCUUAACUGAGCUCUCUAGUUUAGCAUACAAUAGCUUUUUGCUACUUGUUUGUUUCAAUUGGAUGUUGGUGGUAUGUUUCCCAUGGAUUAGGUUUUUACAUCGGCAUAGCAAUUAUUCUUCAGCCUUGAAGUUUUGCUGUUAAUAAGAAAUGCAUGCCUGUUGAGUCAUAUAAACCGAUUUGUUAAUGUCUAGAAGUUGCAUCAUACCAUGCAGUAGAUAGAGUUCACUUUCAGAAGAUCAACCACCUUUGUCAUUUACCAAAUAAUAAAAAGAGUUUCAUUCCUCCUUUUGCAUAUACAAUUCUGUUUUAAGAUUCAGAUAACAACUUCUUGAUGGAAGUGUCAUGAUUAGUUCCUGCUGGAGCUUGAAAAUUGAAACUCCAACAAAUUGGGCUGUGAGAAGACAAUUGUAUUGGGCUUACAAGUCUUCAAUAUAAUAGCCGAGAGUUAAAUACAUGUGGAAGGCGAAUAGCUUAGACUUUCAUUCUCGGGAAUUGAGGGUUUUAUACCUGGGAUCUCCAGGUCUCAGCUUGUGGUUUCGCUGCUGGAUCAAGUUCUCCGGGGGUAGAUAGAAAAAUCUUGAGCUGCUUCCUGAUGUAAACUUAUUCAAGGUUUUCUUGCCCUUCAUUCUUGUGGAAAUUGUAUUUAUUAGUUUUCCAUCAAAAGAAAAUCGGCUUUGGUAG
Molecule: messenger RNA, 2330 nt
Organism: Rubroshorea leprosula
Lineage: Eukaryota; Viridiplantae; Streptophyta; Magnoliopsida; Malvales; Dipterocarpaceae
Source: the annotation of a GenBank genome assembly